ACCGAUAUCCGAAGUGUACGCUUUAGUGCCCGCUGCUGUGUCGGCGUUUUAUACUACCUGGGUAACACCGCGCCAGCCGUCGCCGUUGUCGUCGUUCGUCGUCGCCGCUACGCUACCGCCUAGACCAGCACCAGUACCAGUACCACCACCACCACCACCACCGCCCGACCGCCCGCGCUUUUCGUUUGAGUUUGAGUUCGAGUUAACGAGUACGAUUGUGUCGCGUCGUCCGUCGUGUGUUUGAGAGCGUGCGCACCCGAAGACACUCCGCCGAAGCCGAAAGCUCGCUGGGGGAUCGAUCUAACCAGAGCGCGCCUGUGUGACCAAAUCCAAGACCAAUUGUUGAUCGUGCCCAGACCCAGACGCAGGCGCACACCAUCAAAUAAUCAAACACGCACACAGCCACACGAAUUAAGAAUAUUUUUUUUUACUGUUUUCGCUUGAUGUGCAUUAUUCUUGGGCCGGAGACUGAAGAGUUAUGUUGGAAAAGUGAGCAGCAGGCCAUAAGCAAGAGCAGCAGCAGCAACAAAAAGCCGUAAACGACAAACAACACGGUAAUCAAUCAAAGUAAGACCGGAACGGUAAAAUAAUUCGAAUUAACCAAAACAAGAGCAUUAACGCAGACAACGAGACAACAGAAACUCCACAAUGUUUGAUGUAUUCGGCUCCGUUAAGGGGCUGCUGAAGAUCGACCAAGUGUGCAUCGACAACAAUGUAUUCCGGAUGCACUACAAAGCUACCGUGAUUAUACUGAUCGCCUUUUCGCUGCUGGUGACAUCCCGCCAGUAUAUCGGCGAUCCGAUCGACUGCAUCGUCGACGAGAUACCGCUGGGUGUGAUGGACACCUACUGCUGGAUCUAUUCGACAUUCACGGUGCCGGAACGUCUCACCGGUGUGACCGGCCGAGAUGUGGUCCAGCCUGGCGUAGGGUCCCAUGUGGAGGGGAAGGAUGCGGUCAAGUACCACAAGUACUACCAGUGGGUGUGCUUUGUGCUCUUCUUCCAGGCGAUACUCUUCUACGUGCCGCGUUACCUCUGGAAGUCGUGGGAGGGUGGACGCCUCAAGAUGCUCGUCAUGGACCUGAACAGCCCGAUCGUGAACGAUGAGUGCAAGAACGAUCGCAAGAAGAUCCUCGUCGAAUACUUCAUUGGAAAUUUGAAUCGGCACAACUUCUACGCCUUCCGCUUCUUUGUCUGCGAGGCCCUCAAUUUUGUGAAUGUGAUUGGCCAGAUCUACUUUGUGGACUUCUUCCUCGACGGAGAGUUCAGCACGUACGGCAGCGAUGUGCUCAAGUUCACCGAAAUGGAGCCCGAUGAGCGUAUCGAUCCGAUGGCGAGGGUCUUUCCAAAAGUGACCAAAUGUACGUUCCACAAAUAUGGUCCCUCCGGCGAUGUGCAGAAGUUCGACGGACUGUGCGUGCUGCCGUUAAACAUUGUCAAUGAAAAGAUCUACGUGUUCCUGUGGUUCUGGUUCAUCAUCCUCAGCAUUCUGUCGGGCAUCUCACUGAUCUAUCGCAUCGCCGUCGUUGUCGGCCCCAAGCUCCGUCACCUGCUCCUCCGCGCCCGUUCCCGACUGGCCGAGAGCGAGGAGGUCGAGCUGGUGGCCAACAAGUGCAACAUCGGUGACUGGUUCCUGCUCUACCAGCUGGGAAAGAACAUCGAUCCACUCAUCUACAAGGAGGUGAUAUCCGAUCUCUCGCGCGAAAUGGUGGAAGAUGAGCAUAGUGCUCAUAAGCGACCAUUCGAUGCCUAAAAUCUAAGCGAAGACCAACACAAAGAUGAAGAUGGAAGACCAGGACGAGGACGAGAACGAGAAUAAGAACGGGGUGCUCAUCCAUUCAAGGAGUGGGCGUGGCAGUGUGCCAGAGUGCCAUUUCACGCAGCCGAAAUUGGGUUAAGAUGCGGACGCUCCAAGUCGCUGGAUGUCAAUGUAGAUGAGGCCUUUCGAGCUAAUGACGAGCUAAUUGAACACAUAUCAACGAAUUCCAUGCUUAAAAUGGGAUAGAUGCAAAACGGGGUGUUAGCCAGAGAUGCAGUUGGAGUGGUGGCGAAACGUAUACUGCUAUAAACAAGAGAAAAUAUGAAAUAUGAAUAAUAAUAGUACACAAAUGAAUGUAACAAAUACUAGCCGAGUUCCAGGGGCUGGGGGCUACUCCCCCGAAGGCGCACGACAAUCAGAAUUUAUAUAUGUAUGUAUGUUCCGAAAGCCUCCAUAAGCCCCCUGGGCGAAAUCCAUAAAAGACAGGACAAAAGACAUUUCAACUAUACUUUAUUCUAUAUUGUACGAGUAUGUAUAUGUCGAGGAGCAGCUGCUAACGAAUUAAGUUAUGGGAUAAAGAUAUAUACCUAUACAUCCAGACAUAUAUAAUAUAUUUUUUAAUAAGCAAUUACACAGAUAUUUAUACAUACGAAGAGACAUACAAUAUAUAUUUACGAAUGCCACAUGCGAGUAAUAUUUAUGCUAAGAGUUGUGAUCAUUGAUUAAGACAUCUAAAAAAAAAAACGAGACAAAAAAAUCAUUCGGAUACACUAUAUAUCCAUGAAAAAAACAUAACAAUAAUUUACAAAUAGUAAAGAAACGCCAGCAUAAUGAGAACCCUACUGAUAACACUAAUAAUAUACAAUACACAUACACGCAUACAUAUUUUAAAUAUUCUAUUUCAAUUUUUACACAUAUAAUUUAGCAAUUUUCGCCAGAAAUUAGUAAUAGUAAUUUUUCAUAAUUUAAUAUUUUCUUUUUUUUUUGCAUAUUUUUGGUAGCAUUUAUAUAGUUUAGCCCAAUUUUUUUUUACACUCACGAGAAAUCAUCCAUACACGAGCGAAGAGCAAGGGAGAAAAAGCUAUAUAUUUAUACAAGAGAAAAAAUAAAAAAUAUAUACAUUAAAAACUAAAUGUAAGUUAAUGGAAAAGACAAGCAACAAAUGAAAGACUCAAAGGCAAUAUUUAGAAGACAGUUUAAAUCGAAAAGAAAUCAAAAAAUAAAUAUAUAAAAAAAU
This is a messenger RNA of Drosophila guanche, 2995 nucleotides long. Its product is annotated as innexin inx2. Gene Ontology annotation, biological process: phototransduction. Gene Ontology annotation, molecular function: gap junction channel activity. The record is from RefSeq and is a predicted model, not a curated record. Bases 649 to 1752 code for a protein of 367 amino acids. The transcript has 2 exons. NCBI's taxonomy places the organism in Eukaryota, Metazoa, Arthropoda, Insecta, Diptera, Drosophilidae. Gene Ontology annotation, cellular component: plasma membrane; gap junction.